AUGGAAGAGAUUUGUGCUUCAAUUGCAUCUCAAUUUGUAGAAGAACCAGUGGCACUAAUUGGGAGACAACUCAGCUAUCUAAUUUACUAUGAUUCCAACAUAGAAAUUCUGAAGGAUGCACUUAAAAAGCUUGAUGACAAGAAAAAUGAUGUUCAAAGAUCUGUGGAUGCUGCAAAAAGGAAUGGUGCAACCAUCAAAGAUCAAGUUCAGAGCUGGCUGAAGGAUGUAAGCAAAAUAUUUCGUGAAGCGGAAGAACUUCAAACCAAACUCAACGUGCAAACGUGGUGCCCAAGUUUGAAAUCGCGGUAUUCUCUGAGUAGGAAAGCCAAAAAGAUUGCCGAGCGUGUACUUGAUCUCAAACUAGAUGAAGAACUGAGUAAUAAUGUUGCCAAUCCUGCACAUCUGCAACAGCUAGGGUUAAUAAUCUCUAGUAAAGGUUUUAAGGGUUUUGAAUCCAGAAAAGCAGUCAUGAAUGAUGUGCUUAGUGCUUUGAGGAAUGAAAAGACAAGAAUAAUUGGGAUUUGUGGGAUGGGAGGUGUGGGUAAAACCACAAUGGUAAGAGAAAUCAUCAAGAGAUUAGAAGGAACGAGUCAGUUGUUUGAUGACGUUGUGAUGUCAACUGUCUCCGCAACUGUAAGCAUUAGGACAAUUCAAGCUGAAAUUGCAGAGCCACUUGGUAUGAAAUUGGAUGAGGCACCGAAAUCUGUAAGAGCACGAAAGCUACAUGAGAGAAUCAAGCAGAGUAAAAAAAUCCUGAUUAUAUUGGAUGAUGUAUGGUCAGAGCUUAAAUUACAAGAUGUAGGAAUCCCUUUUGCUGAUCAUGAAGGGUGCAAAAUUUUGUUGACAUCUCGAAAUGAAGAAGUUUGUAAAGUAAUGGGUUGUAAAGAUGACAUUUUUGGAGUCCAAGCCUUAAAUAAAGAAGAAGCAUGGGAGCUUUUCAGGGCGACUGUAGGUGAAUCCUUGGACAAUAAUCCUGAUUUGUCUCAUGUUGCAAAAUUGAUUGUUGAUGAAUGCAAAGGUUUACCCAUUGCUAUCAUAACUGUUGGGAAAGCUCUUCUACCAAGUAAUGGCAAGCAUGAAUGGAAUACUGCCUUGCAUGAAUUGAAAAAUUCCCUCCCUGAAAAUAUCCCUGGAAUGAAACCCGAGGUUUAUUCUUGCAUAAAAUUGAGUUAUGAUAAAUUGGAUAGUGAUGAAGUCAAGUCAUGCUUUUUACUUUGUUGCUUAUUUCCAGAAGAUUAUGAUAUUCCGAUUGAGUAUUUGGUGAGGUAUGGGUUGGGUCGAGCAACUUUUAGAAACACCAACACAGUCGAAGAUGUAAGAAACAAAGUGCAUUCUUUCGUUGGACAACUAAAAAGAAGGUAUUUGUUGUUGGAUAGUCAUAAGGAAGAGUGUAUCAAAAUGCAUGACAUAGUUCGUGAUGUUGCUAUAUCAAUUGCCUCAAAAGAUCCUCACAGAUUUAUGGUAAGAUCAUUUGAUGCUGAAGGUGGAGGUGGAGGACGGCCAGGGGUACAAAAAGUUACAAACCAAGAACAUUGCAGUGCAAUUUCGUUAAUUGAUGUUAAAUUGGAUGAAAAUAUUACUGAUGGUUUGGAGUGCCCCAAACUUGAGCUUCUGCAACUGAAAAAUUCCUCAAGUAGUUCAGAAUAUUCCAACCACUUUAAAAGAAUGAAAGAACUCAAGGUUUUAUCUUUCUUAGAGGUGAAUAUGUCAAGCUAUUUGGCCUCGGAAAAAUCUCUACUGCUUGGAGAACCCAAGUACCUUCAUACCUUGUGUCUAGAGGAUUGCAAUUUGGGAGACAUAUCCCAUGUUAUUGGAGGAUUGGAGAAUUUGGAGAUCCUCAGCUUUGCCCGCUCUCAAAUCAAUAAGUUGCCUAGAGAAAUAGGACAUCUUCAUAAGUUAAGGAUGCUAGAUGCAACAGAUUGUGAUGGACUUGAAGAAAUUCCUCACGGUGUCUUAUCCAACUUGAGGAGAUUAGAAGAGUUGUACAUGGCAGAAAGCUUUCUCAAUUGGGGGCCAGCAACAGGAAGCAAGGAUGAAACGAGUAUGGCAAGCCUUGAUGAGGUGAUGUCUCUAUCUGAUCAUUUAAAUGUCUUAGCCAUAAAAAUCCAUGAUGUUCAGAUGUUGCGGAAUGAUAAGUUUCUUUUAAAAAGCCAGCCUAUAAGAUUUCAUGUAUCUAUCAAUAUUAGUUGGUCUUACAAAAAAGAGAGUUUCAAGAAUCGAAUGCAUGCGUAUCUGUUCGAAAAGAGUUUGAUGCUUCGUGGUGAUGUAAAGGAAUAUUUGGAGAUUGGAGCAGUUAGAUACUUCUUGAAGCAAUCUGAAGACUUAGUCCUAUUUUACACAUACAAUUUAAAGUAUGUCAUCGAGGAGUUAGAUGGUCAAGGAGGCUUUCAACACUUGAAAGUUUUAUCAAUCAUGUGUGACGACAACAUAGAGUAUCUUAUGAAUGGAAUGAAUUGGACUCCUCGUGGUCAACCUGCCUUCCCCAUCUUAAAGUCAGCUACCUUCAAGAAUGUUCACAAAUUAAAAUUUGUGUGUUGUGGCAAACUGCUAGACAAGCGCUCCUUUACGAACCUAAGAUCCAUUAAAAUUGACAGUUGUGAUGAGUUAAAAUAUGUCUUUUCACUAUCCGUAACACAAAACUUGGUACAACUCAAAAGCUUAAAGGUUAAAAAUUGUGCUAAAGUGGAAGAGAUCAUAUCAAAGGAGAGAAUGGAAGAUGAUAAUGCAUCUCACAGGAUAAGUUUCCCAAGAUUAACUUUUUUGGAGCUUCAUUUUCUACCAAAGCUCCGUGGUUUCUACACGGGAAACCAACGGGACUCCACCUAUGAGUUCUAG
Prunus mume (Japanese apricot) is the source of this 2835-nucleotide messenger RNA. The record is from RefSeq and is a predicted model, not a curated record. Lineage: Eukaryota; Viridiplantae; Streptophyta; Magnoliopsida; Rosales; Rosaceae.